AUGCUUCGACCAAAGAGAGUUCUAUUCAUCACGGACGUUGAGCCUGGCGAGCUCAACGUCUUCCUCGCUACCGCCCAGUCUGUUCGAGAUGCAGACAUCACCGUUGAAAUCCACCUCGCUACUCCUCCUGGCUUCGACGAUGAGGUUCCUGCAGGUGCUACUUAUCACCAGAUCAACGGUUUGCCUAUGAUGCAGGCAGUUGAAGACCAUUUCAACCGCAAGCAGAACGGCCCUACCUUCCCUCUGUCUUUCAUCCGGCCUCCUGGCUUUAGCAACACUCGCAAAGCGAUUAAAGAUGCUGCUGCGGUCCACAUGCCGUAUACGGGACGCCAGAUGGUUGAUCUCUUUGCCUCUAUUGUCAACAUUAUCAGAGGUGUUCAGCCUACUCUGGUUGUGGUGAACAGCUUUAUGGCAGCUGGUUUGACGGCCUGUUAUCAUUUGGACGUGAAAUUCGUUUGCUUGAGCCCUAAGUCCAUCAAGGAUUUUGCGGCAUCGGAGCAGCCUCGAGGAGCAAGACUUUGGAAGUUUCCUGCGCUCUUCUCCGGAUUCCCAUAUCCUGUCCCUUGGCACAAGGCCCUCUUGAACGCAUACUAUGUCAAUUUCACUACAAAGGCAUUCAAGAAAGACCCCCAGAGAAAGGAUGUUCAGUCAUACCUUACCGCCCACACGGUUCUCCGAACUCCUAUGGAUCUUAUACGACGUCGCCCUGACAACGUCAAGAUUCUAGUGGCCUCUCUCCCACAACUUGACUUCCCGCUCAAGAUUCCUCCUCAUGUUGUUGCCUGUGGUCCCAUCAUUCGCCAUCCGGUCUCUGUCUGGGUCUCCGAGCCUGACUUGGCUGAGUGGCUCGCAGAGGGACGAACCAUCUACGUCAACAUGGGAUCCGUCAUCAAGAUGACUGAAGACCAGGCUGUAGAGCUGGCAAAGGCCUUAAAGAUUGUGAUCAACGAGCUUGAUAAGCAAGUUGAAAAGGGUCGUCUGCAGGUCCUCUGGAAGCUCAGAAAGUACGGCGCUUACUCUGUGUUCUUGCCCGGAUGCAGAAUCGAGCAGGUCCUCUGCCAAGCAUUCCAGCAGGAUCGAGUUCGAGUCAAAGAAUGGAUCCAAGCUGAUCCUCUCGCUGUACUUCGAAGCGGAUCUGUCGUCUGCUCUAUUCAUCACGGUGGAGCAAACUCUUACAACGAGGCUGUCGUUGCCGGUGUCCCUCAAGUCAUUAUCCCCGCGUGGACCGACUGCUAUGAUUAUGCUCAGCGUGCUGAGUUUCUCGGCAUCGGCCGCUGGGGAACUCGUAACACGAAGAAUGGCUGGUCGGCACGGGAGCUUUCUACCAAGAUUCUUCAGGUGCUUGUGGGACAAGCCUCGGUCGCGGUGAAGAAGAGAUGCAACGUGUUGAAGCAGAUUUGCGAAUUCAGCGGCAGUGGUGCAGAUUUUGCGGCCCUGACCAUCCUGAGAGAGUGCGAGCAAUGA
Molecule: messenger RNA, 1464 nt
Organism: Trichoderma gamsii
Lineage: Eukaryota; Fungi; Ascomycota; Sordariomycetes; Hypocreales; Hypocreaceae
Exons: 3
Coding region: 1-1464 (487 amino acids)
Molecular function (GO): UDP-glycosyltransferase activity
Source: RefSeq, a predicted model, not a curated record